UAAGUUAGAUUUUGAAAGGGUAGUCAAGGUUAUAUCGUAAACUCGCCUGUUUAUCUUAAUGAUUUACUUAGAGUUUGAAAAUUCAAACAAAGAACUUUAGGAGCAAAAGUUUAAAUAAGUGUUCAAGAUAUUUACGUUAAUCUUGUACAGAAGCCUACGUUUAAGAGGACAAAGGAUGGAGACAUAUAUUUCUAUAGUGACCAUAUUCAAAUAACUGAGUGAUCUGCACAUUUGAGUUUUUCGAGCUUUUUGAUCCAUUUGGUUGUGACCUUGCAAAAGACGAACUUCAAUUGAAAUAAGGUAGCCCAACACAUCCGCUACUCAAGAUGCUUUCAAGAUGAUGGAUAUUCAGUCCCCAUCAUGUUUUAGGACCGCCAUACCUCGCAAUUCCUCUGCGGGUUCCCUUGCGAUCGCAUCUCAAGUAACAGAGAGAGACGACUCUGCAAAAUACGUGUUCAGUCGCAGCAACAGCUAUAACGGCAACAUGGUUGUGGAAAAUCAGUCAAUGAACUUUCGUCCAAUGACCCCUGACCCCCAUCCUGAUACUGUUCAAAAUAACGAUUCGAUGAAAUUGGACCUGAGCGAAAAAAGUACAGUUUUACCUCCUGAAGGUGCAUUGACUCCAACUGAUGAACCUGUCUCAAAGAAGCCAAGAUUUCAAAUAUCAAGCGAGGAAUACGCCUCACAGCAGGUGAAUCACAUUGAACAAGAAGUACAUAAAGAUGAAAAUAAGCACAGCUUCUCCGACAUAAACGGUUUGAGGGAAUUGAGUGAAUCUUGCGACUCAAUUGAUGCAGCCCAAUUUGGCACUAAAAGAAGACGACUAUCGGAAUCUGUACAAAUAAAAAACGCAGAAUCAUACCUUGAGAACGCUUGCAAAGCUGUUCUUGAUAAAAGUCCAACAAUGCAUAGUCCUAAGGCCAUAUCUGACAUUGAUUUCGAUGGUGCCAGCACUGACAGUCCGAGUGUUAGUAUCAGCGGUGAGAGACGAAGACGUAAGCCGAAUUUGGAAGAUAUCGUACGACGAAUGAAAGAAGUAGAAACAGACUAUGAUAGUGAAGAAAGUGAAAUAGAAGAAGAGAGAUAUGUUAUGAGAGGACAAAAUGAAGAAGGCAUGGAUGAAGUUGAUGGUGAUUUAGCUGUUCGAACAACGCAACUAUCAAAUACAUUGGAACACCUCCAGAACAAUGCACGGUCACUUUACAACAAAGCUAUAAAUGAAAACAAUAACAUCAUCAACAAAGCGCAUGAUUCUGAUGUAGACAAAGAGAAUCACAGCCAUGAAGAUGAUGACAUGUAUGAAGACGGCAUUCCGCUUCCAGCAAAUACAAAACCUGACACUAACAAAGAGAACAGCCAGUCUGUCAUCAAACAAAUUGGGCGAGAGACUCCCCCACCUCACAGUCACGGUGGAAGCUGGAUGCCCGGGCAGUUCAAUGGCUUCCCCAUGUUUCCCUUCCAAUCAAGUCCACCUGAGCUUCCGUUUUCCAAAUUUAUGAGCCCGUAUGACAGCAAGUUUAGCUCACCUGAGCUCGAGAAAGAUUACCUUAAGUGUCAAUAUUGCGAACGAACAUUUAGAAGGCAGAAAAAUCUUGAAAAUCACAUUGAGAACACGCAUCAUGGCAAGAGUCCGGUCAGAAAAAAGUCAGGGGAAGGUGACAUGUACUUCAAGUGCACUCACUGCCCCUACACCACAAAACACCAAAGCAAUCUCUACGUGCAUCUGAGAAUUCACACAGGUGCGUUAUCUUGUGAGCGUCCCUACAUUUGUGGAGCUUGCGGUGUUCAGUACAGCCAGAGCCAUAGUCUCAAGUCACAUAUCAUCAACAAGCACGACGGCAUAAUGUCCUACUACAUUAAAGAAAAGCGGACCCGCUCACCACGAGGCCUUGGUUAUCUCGCCACCCAGCCCAUCCCGGGUGAGUCCCCAGUGUUCAAGAUGCCUGCAUCCCCCAUGAUGCACUCUGGCUUCCACUCCAGCAUGAACGGGCUUCAUCUCCCGCCUACAUCAUUACAGCAGCAGCAGAGCUCGCUCAAGCUUUCCCCACAAGGGAAGUAUGGUUUAUCGCCUCACAUAUCGUCCAUGCCCUCAUCACCCAUGAUGUCCCCUGGCAGUCAAGCCCCUGCCCUCCAGAAGGCUCCUAUAUCCCCGGGGAAUCCACAGCUGUCCCCCAGUGGCCUGGUCCCACAACCUCAGAUGUCCCCACAGUUCGGGAUGCAUCGUCCUCCAUUUCCACCAAUGCAUCGCUUGUUCCAAGAUAAUGGGGAAAUAACCCAUCAGUCGCUAGAACUGGCCAAAAUGGGGCUGAUGAAUUUCCCGUUUUAUGGCAAACAUUUUGCUGGAAAAACUAGUCCCCCAUUCCCAAUGAAUGGACACAGUCCGCUUCCCCUGCCAUUCCACAAUGGACUCAGCAGCCAAAGCAUACGACCACCCCAUCCAUUGGAACAUGGACUGGUGCAUAAUGUUAACGGGCAUAAUACCCAGCAGCAAUACCAAAAACCACCGACAAAUCCAUUGCAAGAAAUCCACAACAAUCGCCACAAUGAGUUGGACGAUGGUGCUAUCGACCUGAGCAAGAAGUCGAUGGACGAAGCCCUUGACCUGGCAAUGUCGGACAAAUCCACUAAAUGUUUGUCAGCUGACAGCUCAAAAUGUCCAAAUUGCCUGCACUUGCUGAAGCUUAAGAUGCUACGGAUGAAUGUUGUGCGAAUGUUGAGCAUCCUGGUGCCCAAUUUGAAUUUUGAAGAAAAAGGGAUCAACGCAGAGGGCGACUCGGUCGAUGAUCUGCUACGCGAUGUGAUUGAAAGCAAUAUUCAUGAUGAUGAUGGCCAUGAGUAAAUAUCAUUCAUUCAAGGCUACAAAGUAAGAAGAUGAAGAAUGCAGCAAAGUCUUGCAGCAGUGGUUCAUAAACCUACGGCAAAGUCUGGCAGCAGUGGUUCAUAAACCUAUGGCAAAGUCUGGCAGCAGUUGUUCAGAAAAAUAUGGCAGAGUCUGGCAGCAGUGGUUCAUAAACCUACAGUUGUUGACUUUUUGAUGUACAAUUUAUUCAUUCUCAAGUAUUAAACACAUGAAAUUCAUUUAUAAUUAGAUGUGUAUAUUAAAUUUUUUGGAGAGUUAUGAUUAUAUUUGUUAUGAGUUGAUGGUGCAAUAAUAGAAAUGUCUCAUUCAUUGACUUGUGACACAGUUCACAUAGCAUUGUCACUGCCAUAUCAACCAUGUGUCCCAUUGGAUGUUUUUUGCAUCUUUUCAUCAUCUCCAUUGCAAUUUAAAAGAAAGACACUCAUGAAGGUGUUAUUUGUUUCCUGUACUUUGCGAAACAGUAUUUUAUCAUCAUUCCACACAAACGUUUGAGCUGUUUUGACUUCGCUUCUAAAACUGAGUCAGGAAAGUUUGAUUUCUGAACUGAAGCAGUGAUGUCUUGAUCGUUUUUACAAGCAUUUUACCAAUUUUCUAGUGUACCGCCAUAUUUUGAAAUUGUUGGUGAUUCAGUCAUGGUCCAUGUCUAAAGUAUGAACUGUGUAAAAAUUUGAAAAUAUAUUUUGUGUGCUUCGUAUGCAAAAGCUAGUAUUUCUGGUUGAUUAACCUAGUCAGACAAGGCCCAUGUAUUGAAUAAUGACUGCAUUUACAUUUGUGUAUAUCCUUUUUUUCUUCUUUGAUUGUUUGAAAACCGAAUGCCAACAAUUAAUGUUUUGUGCAUGUCAGGAUUGAACUUUGUGUAUGUUUUGUCUUCACACUGUUUUUCUCUGUCUGCAGUCAGACUGCGGACAAUCACCCUUAUCAUUGUUGAUUUCAUACUUUUUGGGUCAAAGACCUUCAUAGGACAUUUCAUAUCGUUAAUAACGGUGAAAACAAUAAUUGGCGAUCAUUGGCAACACAGCUCUUGUGUCUUAUUAGCUCAGCUGUUUUCGGAGAAAACCCGAGGUAUUGUCAUAGCCUCCGCGUCGUCUGCCGUCCGGCGUCGUGCUAAAACCUUUACAUUGGCUCUAAAAUUAAAGUGCUUCCAUCUACAACUUUGAAACUUCAUAUGUACAUGCACCUUGAUAAGUUCUACAUGCCACACCCAUUUUUGGGUCACUAGGUCAAAGGUCAAGGUCACUGUGACCUCUAAUAUAAAACUUUAACUUUGCCUCUAACAUCAUAGUGCUUCCACCUACAACUUUGAAACUUCAUAUGUACAUGCACCUUGAUGAGUUCUACAUGCCACACCCAUUUUUGGGUCACUAGGUCAAAGGUCAAGGUAACUGUGACCUCUAAUAUAAAACUUUAACUUUGCCUCUAACAUCAUAGUGCUUCCACCUACAACUUUGAAACUUCAUAUGUACAUGCACCUUGAUGACUUCUACACGCCACACCCAUUUUUGGGUCACUAGGUCAAAGGUCACUGUGACCUCUAAAAAACAAUAAAAAAAAUUCUGACAAGCUUUCGCAGCCGAGCGUGGCACCCGUUAUGUGGUGCUCUUGUUUAUCAAGUCCAAUAAUGUUUGGCAGCAAUCAUGAAGCUUUACACCCGUUAAAUGUGCUGAGAUGGAACAUUCCAAGGUUUUUAACGCUUACAGAUCAUUCCAUGUUUUUCAAAGCAAAGGUAGAUUGCAUACAUCUUUACUUUUUUUUAACAUAUUGAUAUUUUGUGUUUGCUUAACAAAUUUUGUAAAGAAAGUGAAAAAAGGUAAGAAUUUGUAUGCAAAACACCCUUGCCUUAAAUGGACCAUGUACGUUAACAAACUAGAAAGUAUAUUUGCUGUUCGCUUGUGUAGCUUUUCACUGCAUGGAGGAAUUUUCUUGAAAUAUUGAUUCAAUGGUUGUAAUUAAAAAGCUGAAAAUUACGUAAACUUUCAAUACUAGCUGAGCUAAAAUAUAUGCUGACCAGGAGAGCUUUGUUUAAAGGACAACUAGCCGGUGUUUAUAUUUAUGAUUUUAGUCUUAUGAUAUUAGUGUGAUUGGAUAAAUACGGGAAAUCAAGGCUUAACAAAUCUGCGUAAAUUUUUUUUUCAAAGAUUUCAGUCCUCGCAAGCUUAUCACAAAUAAUACUUACUUCCAAGACUGGAUUUGUGUAUAGAAAAGACUUGCUUUACAUGAAAAUUCCUUAAAAGCUGAAAGCAUCAUCCCGAAUGAGCCUGCACAGACUUCAUAUAGGCUUACCUAGCACUGAUAUUUUACGUGCAUGCACCCUUUCCCACUCAGAGGUAAAGUGAAAAUGGCUAUGUGCAAACAGCAGAAAACCAGAACAGCCUUUGAGGAAAUCCCAGUCUGUUCAGUUUUAUGCUGUUUGCUGCUCACCAGUAUCUACGGGUUGGAAAUGAAGCCUUUAAAACUUGAAUCUAGUAAGAAAGGUCUUUCAUUAUGUAACUUUGUAAGGAACUACAAACACGUCAAAAACUGUAAGUGGUAAAGGGUUAAAUAUGUAUCUUAGUGGUAAAAGGUUAACUACGUAACUAAGUGGUAAAGGGUUUAAUACGUAUCUUAGUGGUAAAAGGUUAAAUAUGUAUCUAAGUGGUAAAGGGUUAAAUACGCAUCUAAGUGGUAAAGGGUUAAGAAGUAUCUAGGUGGAAAAGGGUUCAUACGUAUCUAAGUGGGAAAGGGUUUAUACAUAUCUAAGUGGUAAAGGGUUCAUUCCAGCUCUCAUAGAGUGUGGCUCAAAUAUAUUUUUACAAAAUUCCUCCAUACAAUGGGGCUUGUGCGGGGCGGUUGGAUUACAGAUACUGUAAGUUCCUUAUUGUAAAUAGUGGCCUUGCAAAUGGCAGCCAUGUUUUUAUUAUUCACAAUAUUUUGUGCUGUGCUAUUGUGUCGUGUUCUGAAAUUUUGUUAAUGAUUUGGAGUGAUUGGUUUUGUCCUGAGACUGUUUUGAGUGUUUUGUAUUACUUUUUAAGUUUAGCCAUUUUAUGGUUAAUUCUCAACCAAAGAAUGUUUUCAUGUAAUGAGUUCAAAUAAUAAUCAACAUGUAUUUUAAUAAGUCUUUAUAUUUAAAAUGUAAUCAUCAAGUUCACUUGCAUCAUAAAAAAAAACACAUGCACUUCAAACAUUCAAAAGAUUUUCCCCAAUGAACGGUAUUAGUUUUUUUUCAUGAUUAAAAUAAAAAUCUUGUAAAAAUAGUUCAUCUUGCAUUAUCCGUCCAUGGAACAAGAGAGUUAUAUAACACAAAAUCAAAACUAUUCAAGAGGAAUAACUCUCUAUCAUGUUUUUCUGAGGAGGAGUCUGUCUCAAGUGUGGUACUGUAACCAUUUGAUGUUAUUAUCAUUUUGUACUUUGUUCUGAACCCAACUUUACUCAUGCCAUGCAAAUUUGAUUGAAAUAAGAUUUAAUGUGAAAUUAGUACCGUAAUGCAAUGUAUUGCCAUUGUUUUUAUUGAGCCACAACAGAAAAAUAAUUUCUGUUAAUAAUUUUAAUGUUUAUAACUUAGGUGCAUUCAACAAAAACAUAGAGUUCUGCGAAGAAAAUUUAAGGAAAAAAUAUAUAAUAAGACUAGACAAACUUAUGCAAGACUAUUAAUGUAAUAAAACAUUUUGGUUUUGUUGGAUGCAAGGUUUUAAUACCUGAUGAAAAACAGUUAAAUUGUCUGUGUUUACAAAAAAUAAAGGUUUUUCAUCUGGUUUUUUUAUAUUUUAGCCAUGUUAUAUAUUUAUAUGUCUCAAACCAACCUUUGUUUUUUCCUUGCAGCUGAUAUAUCUAUAUUUAUCUGUACAUUUUUCUUUAUCAUCCAUUGUCUGCAUUUAUUACAUGCCUUCACAAAGUCUUACAUAUAUUUUUGAAUUAUUUUGAAUUAUUUACUUACAGGUGUUGCUUUUAUUUUGAAUCCUUUUUUAUGUACAUGCAAGUUUAUUCCCUAGUAUUGAACUCAGAGAUGUAUCUUGAAUCUGUAAUAAUUAUAUUCGCUUGUGUUCAAAAAGUUUAUUUGUCAAUAAUAUUUUUUAAUAUGUUGUUAUUGUUUGUAUAUUUGUAACUAUGUUUGUGUCCAUAGUAUCUAUUAAUAUCUGAGCUUAAUUGAGUUUAUAGUGGUACGUUUUUGAUGAAUUGUUCUGUGUCUUUACCAAUAGUGCUUCUGAUUCAUUUUAGCAUAGGGUUAUCAAGUGUGUAUAAAUGUGCAUCCAUUUUCAAGUAUGUAUGUGUUCUAACUAUGUUUUUGUCAUGCAUUUCUGAUAUGUGCUAUUUGUUGUGAAAUAUUGUGAAUAUAGAAGUGUUUCUUUUACAAUAAUUAUUUAUUUAUCAUGUAUAAUUAUCAUUCGUUUAUCCUGAACCGUUAUGCAAAUAUCAAAGGAGCAAGAACCACAACAUUUUAAUCUAUGCCUUGAAAAAACAAAUCUGCUAUUUUUCUACGAAUAUCUGAGACAGUAUGAUAUUUUGGUGUAUUUUAUUACAAUUUUUUUUACAAACACUGACAGACAUGCAUUGUAGUUAAUCCUUAUGCACAAACGUAUAAUGUUUGUGACAUGUUAUAUAAUACUAAAUAUUCUAGGGGUUGAUAAGGUAUUGACAGUUAUUAGCAAAAUAAUUUCUUAAUCUGAUUUACUGUUGUGACCCAAGUUUCAGCAAUGUUUAACACAAAACAGUGUUAUGUAGUCAUAAGAUUUGUCACUGAAGAUGUUUUAAUUUUUGUGAUGCCAUAGUUUGCUGUUGUGCUAGAAUCAAUUAUUGCUAUGUCAUUCCAUGAAAUGUUGAAACGGUUGUGAGUAAAUAAUUGCAUUUACAUGUUUAAAAUAUUUAACAAUUUUGUAAAUUGUACUUUACUUGGUUGCUAUGGUAAUUAUUGAAAAUUAUUCCAGUGAUGGAGUGGAUUUUUGUGUCCAUGAUAACUGUUUCCACCCAUUACCAUGGAGCCUUCUUACCUUGCUCCAUUUUCUUUGUUGGUUUUGUUACUGUGGAAACAAAUUAAUUUGUUUCUAUGAAAACACAUAAGUUUGUUUUCAUGGUUUAUUGAAGACACAAUGUCAUAUUCAAAUCCAGAACAUGCCAAUUAUUUCUGUAAGAGGUUGCAAGGAGUUGUAGAAAUUGCAUAUCCAAUAGAAACAAAUAUUAUACAUAAAUUUGAACUUUAUUAAUAACUAUCAAAAGUAUACUUCCAGGUUUGUUUGAGCAAUAAUGAAUAAUUUAGAUGAUGAAACUUACAGAGGUUUUUACCUUUUAAUUAUUUACAAUGUUUGAAUUUUAUGAGCAUUUUUUGCCACAUAAUUAUAUUAGAAUAUUAGGUGUUGUUGUGUAAAUGUUUUCUGACUGGUCAUAUGACAGCAAGGAACUUAAUCAAAUGUUCUUUUAAUUGUCUUUAUAAAUUUGUUUUACACAUUUUAUCAUUCCAAUUAGCUUUUUCUUUGCUUUCGUUGAAUUUUUGUGUUAUUUUGAAUUCAGUCCAGGAUAGCUUUGAAUUCUAAUAAAUGGUAUGUCAACUGAUUCGUAUCAUUUUCUGCUACACAGAUAUCACAUAAAUUAAAUCUAAACUAUGGUGCUAUGAAUAUUUUGGUACACAAGUUUUGACUUUGUAAGUUUUAUUUCAUUCCAUUUUUCAAAAUAGAAACAUAAUAAAAUGUCUUCAAUUUAAAUUUAAUUUUGCAUUACAUCCCACAAUGGAUGGCAAAUAAUGGCAUAAUAAUCCAAUGCAUGCAUUGUUAAGAAUAAUGUUAUGUCUAUUUGCAUUGAUUAGCUGUUAGGCUGUUUACCAUAAAUGUGGAUUAUUAUUAUGUUAAUCUUAAUUCUUAUUAAAAGGGGAAUUAAUGUAUGGUGAAUGAAAUCAAUAAAGUGACUCAGAACUAAACACACUUCCGUCUAACAACACUUAAAGACAUUGUACUACACAUGUUCUUCUAUUCACAUUUGUAGUAAAUACGUACAUGAAACAAGUAUUUAAGUCGCAAUUUUAUCGUUUAUUAGAGAAAUUAUUAAAGUCCCCAACAUUUAGUGGUAUUGAGUUUACACUGUUCAAUAGGAUGAGCUCUACCAUCUUUUGUUGUAUAUUUAUCCCUGUAUCUAAUGAAGUAUUGAUCUCAAUCAUUCAAUUCAGUCAUCAUUUUAUGCCAUAUCAUUUCAGUAUGAUUAUUUGUAGUUUGUUUUAAUUAUGCUUAUAUUUACCAAAAACAAAUGAACCAAAGUGUUUGAUGAUGUUAUCAUAAUGACAUUACAACUAUUUUAUUGAUUUUUUUAAACACUUCUACUCACUACUGUGUGUUCUUAGCUACAUAUUUCAGUUCAGUUUUGUCGUUUAAUGUAACAGCUUUAAUCUUACCAUUAGUGUUCAUUAUCUGCAUUUAUUGUCUAAUUUUUUAUUUUCAUUUAGUUUUCAUUAAUUUUUAAGAUACUUUUUAUUUUCAAGUCCUUGGUUCAAGAAAGGAUACAAUGUCGUAUACGUUGAUGUCAAAAAGUAAAUAAAUUUCCUUUUAUGGACAGUUAAAACUUCAAAAUUCAGCACCUGUAGCCUAAGAUACGAACAUAACAUUUCCUCCUAUAAAAUGUUCUUGAUCACUUGUGUACAGAGGCCCUUGUACAAAUAUGUCCCUUUGAUAUAUUUUAUAUAAGGUAACACUAUUUGAUUAAUUCUAUCUUUUGCAGGAAAAAAUGUCUUUAAAGUGUUCAUGUAUGCGUUAAAGAUGUAUAUUGUUAUUGAGAAAUAUGAAUAUAUCAUUUAAGUAAGUAAUUAUCUAUGAAUAGUUUGGUCCUAUUAUAUCACAAUGUUUAACAUUUUUAUUUGAUCUCCACUGUAUUAACAUUUUAUUUCAAUUUUCCUUUUUGCUUUCAAUGUGUUCAUUUUAAUUUGUUCCGGUGUCUCUACAUUGUAUAUGUUCGUUUAUGACAUUACUUUUUGUUUCAUUUGAUGGAAUAAUGCCAGGUAAUUAAUACCUUUGUUGACUUACUGGUUCAGACUGGAAUUCAGUGUCUUAAGUGUCAAUCUUAUGUGUUUUCAUUAGUAUUCUGUUAGGGAAAAGUAAAUUAUUAUAUUAAACUUUCAUGCAACAGUUUAUGUUCCCAAAAGAUGUCUGCUAUUUCUUAAUUAUUUAUUAAUUUAAUGUUAUUACUUACAUUGACAUACAUUUGAGUGUUAUAUGAAAUACACUCUACUAUAAUUACGGCUUUAUCAUAAAUUGUUGAUAAAAAUAAUAUUUGAACAUAUACUGAAAAAAUUAGGAAGUCAAUCUUAAAUGUACAUUAUUUUUAGACACAUUUUUCAGAGGUGCUUUUCAUCUUAGACUAUACAAUUGAUUUUAUUGCUAUGUGUUCAUGGUUUAUUAUUUGUUUUGGUUUUUAAUUUCUUACUGUAUACAUGUACCAAAGUCAGUGUGUGUGAAUGACCGUAGUCUGUAGUAAAAUGGUGAAUAAAAAACAAUACCAUUCA
Molecule: messenger RNA, 10313 nt
Organism: Dreissena polymorpha
Lineage: Eukaryota; Metazoa; Mollusca; Bivalvia; Myida; Dreissenidae
Exons: 4
Coding region: 338-2839 (833 amino acids)
Biological process (GO): regulation of gene expression
Cellular component (GO): nucleus
Source: RefSeq, a predicted model, not a curated record